Sphenostylis stenocarpa is the source of this 2379-nucleotide messenger RNA. The record is from the annotation of a GenBank genome assembly. Lineage: Eukaryota; Viridiplantae; Streptophyta; Magnoliopsida; Fabales; Fabaceae.
AUGUCGAAGGCUUCUCCAUCUUCAAGAACCCAAACGUCGCCGCGCUCGUACUCCUCCGCAUUCGCGUCCACGUCGGCGACGAAUUUCUAUCCUGGAACGUACUCCUCGGCGAACGCCAAAGUGCAGCGCCACUUUAGGUCAUCAUCAACGUCGCCGACGGUGAGAUUCUUGGCGGUGGAGCAGAGAGCGGAGUCUCCGGUGCGGCAGUCGAUAACCGUGACGACGAAUAGUCAAAGGAACAAAGAGGCGGUAUCGUCGUCGUCUUCGUCGAAGAGUGAGAGCGAGAAGAGGACGUGCAUGUGUUCUCCAACGACGCACGCUGGGUCGUUCCGAUGCGCGUUCCACAAACAGUUAGUGGAGAGGCAGCGGCAGCGGCAGCAGACGACGUCGUUAAACGGUAGAAAACUGAACCUUCUGAGAUCAGCGAUGAAGAAUUCGGUGGUGCGGAUUGGAGGAGUGGAGGGAGAGAUUCUGAGGAGAGCCUUGACGACUCUGAUUAGACCAUCGUCGCAUCACUUGCGUCGGCGUGAAGCCUUUGAGCCCAGGCCCACUCGCCUCUCCCUCAUACAGUUAGGUUUGGACAGUUUAGUUACACUGGCAGGUAAGCAUGAUUAUUCACGUGGAGGUGAUGGCAGAGGGAGAAGCUAUUGUCAGUUAGUUUGUCAUAAUCAUAUCUCAAAAAUGGCGAGGCUGGUUCUCAAAGCUGGCAGCAGACCCCCAUGGGUGGGUCUUGCGGCUGCAGUUUGGAUUCAGAUAGCAGUUGGGAAUCCAUUCAACUUCCCUCUCUAUUCUUCUGCCCUCAAAUCUGUGUUGUCUCUCAACCAGCAACAGAUCACUAUUCUGGGAGUGGCCAAUGAUUUUGGGGAGAGCAUGGCUCUGCUUCCCGGCAUUGCCUCCAACAAGUUCCCUCCUUGGGCUUUCCUUCUCCUUGGUUCUCUCCUUUGUUUCUUUGGUUAUGGCCUUAUCUACCUCACUGUUACCCAAAUUGUUUCUCAAAUCCCCUAUAUCCUGAUAUGCCUUGCCCUGUGUGUUGCCACUAACAGCAGUGCAUGGUUUGGAACAGCUGUGUUUGUCACCAACAUGAGAAACUUUCCUCUCAGUAGAGGCACCAUCUCUGGCAUUCUUAAUGGUUAUGGCGGGAUCAGUGCUGAAGUAUACACCUUAAUUUAUAGCAUGGUGCUGAAAGGGUCAGCUUCUAAAUUACUCUUGUUCCUAACAAUUGGACUUCCUGCUGUAUGUUUAGUUUUGAUGUUCUUCAUUCGGCCUUGCACUCCUCCUUCUGGGGAAGACUCUUCAGUGCAUGUGCAUUUUAUUUUUGUCCAAGUUGCAAGUGUUUUACUUGCCUCCUAUCUUGUUACCACCACAAUUGCGAGUGACAUGGUCUCUAUGAAUGAUGCUGUUACCUACAUCUUGGUUCCCAUAAUGGUUAUACUUCUGAUAGCUCCCCUUGCAAUUCCUAUCAAAAUGACACUAUUUCCUUCUAAUUCAAAGAGAAAUGUUUCGCUGGCUGGUUCUUCAGAUCAUUUGGCAUCAGGCGAUGACAUUUCAAGGCAGACAAGUCCAUUGCUCACACCAUCUUCGUCAGCUGCCAUUCUUGAGAGUUUUCAUGAAAGUGGUGAUGUCUCGGAUGUUGAGAUGCUCAUUGCAGAAGGACAGGGAGCCGUGAGGGAGAAAAGGAGACCUAAGAGGGGUGAUGAUUUCAAGUUCCGUGAAGCUUUCAUCAAGGCAGACUUUUGGCUUUGCUGGUUUGCUUAUUUUCUUGGGGUGGGCUCAGGAGUAACAGUUCUCAAUAAUCUGGCUCAAAUUGGAGUUGCCUUGGGUGUAGACGAUACAACCAUAUUGCUCUCAGUCUUCAGCUUCUGCAAUUUUAUAGGCCGUCUUGGCGCUGGUGUUGUUUCUGAAUACUUUGUUAGGUUGAUAGCACUACCUCGAACAUUUUGGAUGACAAGUACACAAAUAAUCAUGAGCAUAGCACUUUUACUUUAUGCUUCUGCUGUAGACGGCACUCUUUAUGCUGCAACUGCUUUGCUUGGUAUCUGCUAUGGGGUUCAAUGUUCUAUUAUGGCUCCAACUAUCUCUGAGCUUUUUGGUUUGAAACACUUUGGUGUUAUUAGUAGCUUCAUGAUGCUAGGCAAUCCAAUUGGUGCCCUUAUUUUCUCUGUUUUUCUUGCGGGCAAUGUGUAUGAUACAGAAGCUAAAAAGCAAGGAAACUCCACCUGCUAUGGUGCAGAUUGCUUCAGGUUCACUUUUCUGGUUUUGGCUGGUGUCUGUGGACUUGGUACCAUCAUCAGUAUGAUUUUGACACUUAGAACGCGACCAGUGUAUCGAAUGCUAUAUGCUGGAGGUUCAUUUCGUCUAUCUCAGACUUCAAUCCACUGA